Molecule: messenger RNA, 2328 nt
Organism: Bufo gargarizans (Asiatic toad)
Lineage: Eukaryota; Metazoa; Chordata; Amphibia; Anura; Bufonidae
Gene: SLCO3A1
Product: solute carrier organic anion transporter family member 3A1
Exons: 10
Coding region: 1-1632 (543 amino acids)
Biological process (GO): transmembrane transport; sodium-independent organic anion transport; prostaglandin transport
Cellular component (GO): membrane
Molecular function (GO): protein binding
Source: RefSeq, a predicted model, not a curated record
AUGGGCAUUAUCUGCAAAAUGAUUAUGAAAAAUCACAACUGCAACGAUGUUCUUCCUCAUUUUAGGAUAAUGCAUAUAGACAUGCAAAUCACCCCUGCCAUUGCUGCCAGCUAUGCAGCAGAAACAAUAUUUGUAUGUAUUGCAGGUAUCCUGUUCACCAUGCUGGUAUUCGGACCAGCCUGCGGCUUUAUCCUAGGGUCCUUCUGUACCAAGAUUUAUGUCGAUGCUUUACUUGCCGAUACCAGUAAGCUGGAAAUAACUCCGGAAGAUCCAAGAUGGAUUGGCGCAUGGUGGGCUGGUUUUCUGCUCUGUGGUGCCUUACUGUUCUUCUCUUCUCUUCUGAUGUUUGGAUUUCCUCAGUCUCUCACUACUGUCAAGGAUAACUCUGAUGAGAGUGAGCAAACUAUGCUACCCGACCUAGAAUACGAGAGACCGAAACCAAGCAAUGGUGUGCUGAGGAAUUCUUCUGAGUCAGGAGAAGGAACAUCCUGCUUUGAACAGCUCAAAGUCAUUCCAAAAGUAACUAAGCACCUAUUAUCCAACCCUGUGUUCACCUGCAUCGUUCUCGCAGCUUGCAUGGAGAUAGCUGUGGUAGCAGGCUUUGCAGCAUUCCUGGGUAAAUAUCUAGAACAACAGUUCAACCUGACAACCUCAUCUGCCAAUCAACUGCUAGGAAUGACUGCAAUACCUUGUGCAUGCUUGGGCAUUUUUCUCGGUGGACUUCUUGUGAAGAAGCUAAGUCUGUCUGCACUGGGAGCAAUUAGAAUGGCAAUGCUUGUUAACCUGGUUUCCACUGCUUGCUACGUUUCCUUUCUCUUCUUGGGCUGUGACACUGGUCCAGUAGCCGGAGUGACUGUUCCCUAUGGAAACUUCUCUUCUACAGGGUCCUCUACUGAUCACACCCCUCCCUGCAAUGCUGGCUGUGAAUGUCAGAAUGACUCCUUCUCCCCGGUAUGUGGUGCUGAUGGAAUCACCUACAUGUCUGCUUGCUUUGCUGGCUGCACAAAAGCAAAUUUCACUGGCUGUUUAUGUGUUACAUCUGUCCCCGUGGAGAAUAAUACUGUGAUUCCUGGAAAAUGUCCCAGCCCUGGAUGUCAGGAAGCGUUUCUCACAUUCCUAUGUGUAAUGUGUGUUUGCAGCAUGAUUGGAGCAAUGGCCCAAACGCCAUCUGUUAUCAUCCUGAUCAGGGCUGUAAGUCCGGAACUGAAGUCAUAUGCACUAGGUGUCCUGUUUCUUCUUUUGCGUUUGAUCGGCUUUAUACCUCCACCGCUCAUCUUUGGAGCUGGGAUUGACUCUACCUGUCUGUUUUGGAGCACAUUUUGCGGAGAGCAGGGAGCCUGUGCUCUGUAUGACAAUGUUGCCUAUAGAUAUCUUUAUGUCAGCAUUGCUAUAACACUGAAGUCCUUAGCGUUCAUCCUUUAUACCACCACAUGGCAAUGCCUGAGGAAAAACUAUAAGAGAUACAUCAAAAAUCACGAGGGAGGGCUCACUACAAGUGAAUUUUUUGCAUCAACGUUGACCUUAGAUAACCUCGGCCGAGACUCUAUCUCUCAAAAUAAAACUAACAGGACAAAAUUCAUCUAUAACCUGGAAGACCAUGAGUGGUGUGAAAAUAUGGAGUCUGUUUUAUAGUAAAAGAUGGGUGGACUGACUCUAUGUGUUGUCCACACAAGAUAUUCUUUAUUUUUUAAAUGAAAGCAAAUAUAUAUAUAUAAAUAUAAUUUCUUUCGCAUUGGACAUUGGAUGGUACUUGGUUUAUUUGCCAUUAGAAUGGUUUAUGGAAGGAAAGCAAACCGAGAUACAGCUGUUUGUUCUCAGGUUUUCAGCAUCUGAUCUUCUAGCAUGUUGGAUACUGCAACAAGUCCCUUAUGGCUUGUCUAAUGGAGAGCCCAGCAGGCUCACAAAAGUGGCUCAUAAACUAAGAAAUCUGGCAAGAUUCUAGCCUUGAAUUUAAUGGCAUCAUGCAUUGCUGCGUUUGAUUGAUACAAGUGCAAACCAUUUGCUGGAUGAUGGCUGACAGCACCCUAUAAAUACUCUUCAAGAUCAUCUCUCUCAUCGCUGUGAAUGGCAAGCAGGCUCCGGCUUUAAUAAAUCCUAAUCAACGUAAUGACUUUCAAGACAUUAAGAGAGCAAUGAAAAAUCCAUGUUUUGGCUUUUUUUUUUUUUUACCAGAUCAUUGACUGAAAUGUUGCCCUGUACUGUCACAGAAACGUGCAUCCCAUUAAUCACGGUUCAUAGACCCCUGUUCAGUAGAGCAUGGUUCCGGCCUUCCUUUGUCUGAGUGAAUUUAAGAAUUGUUGCAGUGAACAGAGAAAAAUCCUCAAAUGA